AUGACGUCAUUCGCCAAAGCGUGUAUAGAUUUUUCUAACAAUCUGAAAAAUCUACGCUUCACUAAAUCGAAUGCAACUGUUUCUCCUUCCGCUACCACAGUCACCGAUUCACCAACAGCAAUAGCCAGUUCAGCGACAGCGUCAGUAUUAGCCUUUGAAUCGGACAAACUAAAAAGUCCAAUAUGUGUCAGUCAUCAUCCCGAUUCAGAUGAAUUUAUUAUUUCGAUCACAAACAGAACUGUCACCAAUGAUUUUAGACCUAGUUAUAACCAUCAGCAAACAAUUCCCCCAGUAGAAGAAAAAUAUCGGUUAAGCAAGAACUAUAAAAACUCUGAACCAGCAAAGUGUAAAUCAACUGGUAUUGCAAACGAUAAGUCUAAUAUUUGUGACAAAUUAACUAUUAUUGCUAAUAACAUUUCCAGUAAUAAUAAGAGCAGUGUAAGCAGCUUUCCUACUGCGACUGCUGUCAGUAAUAAUAAUCGCAGUAUUAAAAUUAUACAUGAAAAAAAUGAUCCACCAUCGUCGAACAGACCAGCAGAUAUUAAACAUGUGAAAACUAUUCCAAACGAAAUUUCCGCAGCUACUUGUACAAAAAAACUGAUACAAAAUAAAAACACUGUGAACGAUGAUUCCUUGGAAACUAUUAUUUUAAAUAAUUCGGAAUAUCAGUCUUUGAAUACACGAAUAUCAAAUUCUUCACCAAACAGCCCAGUACCAAGGCACCAUUUUAUGAUAAAAAAUAAGCUUUCAUUAGAUCCCAGCGAAGCUACUGAUGUUACUACUAACAAAUUUGGUAGUAGUAACACGAACAGUUCGGUUGAUUCCCCAUUCACUUUUAAAGCUACACUUUCGCCAACCAUGACACAUCGCUUAGCUAUUUUAGCACGUAACUGUCAAAACACUAUAACGAACAACAGUAGCGGCAACAGUGACAAUGACUCACCAUAUUCCAUAUGCAACCGUUAUUCACAUAAUUCAACUUCUUCAUCUUCUUCACCCCUAGCUUCGCAUCGGGGAACAACAGUAGCUGCUAUAAAACAGCGAUUAUUAAAUCAAGGUUUACGUAUUAAUUUAAACAUUCCAGUUAAAAGAAUCCUAAGUACACGAUAUCGAGAUUAUAUACGACGUCAGAAAAGAGGUUGUCCACACACAGUUGAAUCAUUAUGGUUGAAUACAAAUUUUAUGAACAAUAUAUUUCAUUACUUAUCAGGAAGUGAACUGAUUCACUGUUCAGUGAUUUGUCGUGCUUGGUACGAAUUUAUGUGUUUCAAUGGUUUCCAAAAUAAAUUGUGCUUCGUUUUGAAUGUGAAAAGUUGCUAG
Messenger RNA from Heterobilharzia americana, 1320 nucleotides. Lineage: Eukaryota; Metazoa; Platyhelminthes; Trematoda; Strigeidida; Schistosomatidae. The record is from the annotation of a GenBank genome assembly.